UGUGCGUUCAUAGGGACAUUUGUUAAUUUUUAUAGAAUUGUCAUCCAUCUUGAGCAGUCCUUUCUUGUUUCUGUUCUUUGGUCGUACACGUGACCAUUCAAGAUGUCGUCUCAUUUAAAUUGGAUGAUUAUUCGCAAUAACAAUGCCUUUCUUCUUAAAAAGCGUAAUAUCAGCAAACCAUUUUCCACGGAACCUAACAAUUUGACCAAUCUGAGUAGCUAUCGUUAUUCGGGUUUAAUUCAUAGGAAAAGCGUGGGUAUUGUUGACACUGCUGAUAAAAAAGGGUUUACAGUCGUUUAUAAAAAACCAAAGUCACUUAAAAAACCUGCAAAAUCCACUGUACGGUGUACAAUGAAAGCUGGAGCCCGCCGUUCUUUACAUAAAUUAAAAAGAUUGAUUACAAAGAACAAAUACCGUGUAGAUCUUUCCAAGGCUGCAUUACGUCGUGCCAGUGCUGUUCUGCGUUCCCAGAAGCCUUUACCUGCAAAGAAGACCCGUACAACUAAAAAGGCUGAUUAAUCUAUCUGUGUCCAGUGUACUUAUUUCCAUAAUUUUAUUGCAAAAAUAGGGAUAAACAUUUUUCAAUGAAAGAUUCGUCGGUUGCAUAUUAAAGAGCUAUUUUUUACAUAGAUCCAGUUGGAAAAUUGGACGUUUUGUGGAUAUUAUAAUAUCUUGAGGUACCCAGGUAUUACCCAAAAAGGAAAUGUACGAAAGCAUGGUUCUGAAUACAUUUAAUAUAAAAGUUCAAUGGACACACAUCUAAGUAGGUCAUAAAUCUCCUGCAAAUAAUGGUGUGCUUCAAAAUGGCAAUGUUUCAUUACAUGUAACUUUGUAACAUCGAAAUGAUGUUUUAAGAUAAAAUGAAGUUUCUAUCUUUCAA
This is a messenger RNA of Osmia bicornis bicornis, 880 nucleotides long. RefSeq names its product 60S ribosomal protein L28 (gene RpL28). Lineage: Eukaryota; Metazoa; Arthropoda; Insecta; Hymenoptera; Megachilidae. Gene Ontology annotation, cellular component: cytosolic large ribosomal subunit; ribosome. The coding region runs from base 103 to 519 and encodes 138 amino acids. Gene Ontology annotation, molecular function: structural constituent of ribosome. The record is from RefSeq and is a predicted model, not a curated record. The transcript has 10 exons. Gene Ontology annotation, biological process: translation.